AUGAGGCUUUCUUUAGCAUUUCCUAAUCACAGCUCCAGAGCCAUUUUUGGAAGAGAAAUAUGCAGCACCGGGCUCCCGGUCUCGUCCCGCUCUCGGGAGGCCUCCGUUGCCAGGAGGAUCGCGGUCCCGAUCCCGCGGCACACGAGCCCUCGGGCACACAGCCGCCCGCCCCCUCGCGAAGCCCCGCCCCUCGCCGCCGCCGCCGCGGAUUGGUUGGCGCGGCCGAGGGGCGCCGCGAGGCCCCGCCCCGUCCCGCGGCGCCCCCUGCGGGCCCCGCGGCGCCUGCGCAGCGGCCGCGGCCGUUGUUGUGGAGGGGCCGGUCAAGAUGGCGGCCGGGCAGGGGGGCGGCGGCGGCAACAACGGCAGCGGCAGCGGGAGCGGGACGGCGGCCGGGAGCGGAGCCGCGGGGCUCGGCAUCCCCGCGCACCUGACUCUCUCCUUCUCGUCGGGGCCGCACUGGGGCGCGGCAGCUCUGCCGCAGUCGCACACGGUGCGCAGCCUGGAGCGGGCCCUGGAGGAGGCGGGCAGCUCGGGCAUCCUGUGCCUGAGCGGGAGGAAGCUGCGCGACUUCCCCGGCAGCGGCUGCGACCUGAGCGACACGACGCAAGCAGGGCACCUGAGGCGUGGCUACGGGAAAGCUCCUCCUUUGCAGCAGAAGCUAAAGGAUCCCUGGCCGUUUUCUCCUCUUUUGUUGAAGAGCUUUUGAACAGCUACAGGAAUGAUUUUGCAGACAGAAGAUUGCGUGCUGCUUUUAGCCGUGGUGGAGUAUUUAACUCACAAGCAGAAGCUGCAUCAGGGGCUCCUCUAGCUCUGUCUGUCUCCAAAGAGAAGGCUAAAGAGCAGAAGGACAAGGAGGCUGGGGAGGAGGAACAAAGUGAACUUCCCUCUGUUCUCAGAGAUGAUGGUGAACUUUCCACGGUUCUUGAAGAUGUUGGUGAAUUUCCCACCAUUCUGGAAGAUGCCAGCAAAGCUCCAGAAGUGUGGAUCGAGGACAGGGAAUGUGUUGCAGUGUAGGAUGAGGAGUGGGAACAUCCUGUGGCACAGGAAGAAGGAGAACAAAGAUCUCACAGUGUGGGAAGAGGAGGGCAGACAGCCAGAGGUGUGGGACCAGGACAGGGGACAUCCGGUGGCGUGGGAAGAGCACAGUGAACAUCACACCACGGGGAAAGGGAAGGGACAGCAUCUCCCUGUGUGGGAAGAGCACCAUGAACUGUUUGGGAAGAGGACAGUGACCCUCUCUCUGUUGAGGUCUCAUGGGCUGAGCAUUCUGACAGCAGCACAGCCUCACAGCCAGAAGGGAGAGGAGAGAGGUGCUUCAUGCAGCUGAGCACAUCUGCUCCCUGUCCUGCCUGCCAGAGCAGAGUGUGAGGUGUGUGUGCCUGAGCAUCAGCUGUGCUCAGUGUUCCUCUGCAGCUGAAUGUCAGAGUCCUUUAUUGCUCUUGCCCACCCAGAGCAUGGAGCUGCAUUUUGACUCUCCUGCUGGGUGGGGUCUCCAUCUUGGAGUGACCACCUUUCCUGUUGUUAUUUUCAGGGAACACUGUGAGCCUGGGGGAGCCUGCCAAGAAACACACUGAAGCUGAGCCAGCUGGCCAAGGCUACCUCUUGAUGAAGAUCUCUGGUUGGUGAUGGAGUCCAUGGAUGGAGGAACUUCACAGGAUGUUGUUAGACAGACAUGUCUGGCUGAAGGAGGGAUGGCAGCUGUCAGCCAUGAGGAGAGGGCUCCUGCUUGUGCUGCCCAUGGCUUGGACAUGAUGGUCCUCCAAAAGAGAUGGUGAGAACAGGAAUGGCUUCAUGCUCAGAGCUUUGUUUCUGUGUUGUUUUUAUGCCCUGGAGAAGAGAUAGCCUCUUAAAUGAACUGCCUGUAAGUAUCCCUGCACUUCUGCUCUUUCUCUUCUAUUACUCUUUCAUACUGUCGUUGUACUCUGUUGCUCUCUCUGUUGAUUUUGUUUGCUGUUCUCCACUUUACUUUGGACCCUUUGUCUGGAGUUUGUCUGCACUGCACUCCUUGCCUGUCGAAGCAAAGUUUUUACCCUCAUGUUUUUUGAAUAAAAACUCUGUUAAACCUCAA
Molecule: messenger RNA, 2068 nt
Organism: Melospiza georgiana
Lineage: Eukaryota; Metazoa; Chordata; Aves; Passeriformes; Passerellidae
Exons: 6
Coding region: 1-1014 (337 amino acids)
Source: RefSeq, a predicted model, not a curated record